UGCGUCCUCUUGCUGUUCUUCGUUUGCGUGCAGGGAUCGGCACGAGGGUGCUCGCCCACUCUCGCGUCGAUCCGGCAAUUCCAUGGGGCUACUGAGCUCGGCCAACAGAUGUGGCUGCAAGAACCUCCUGAGCUGCAACCUCCUCAGAUGCGCAUGCUGCUGCUCGUGGAUCCGUGGUGUCUGUGGCAGGGCGAGCAGGGAGGCCACACAAGAGGUGUCGGACACGAAGAGGAAAAAGAAGAGGAAGUGGUUUCUCGGCCUUUGUGGUGGGGCGGUGCGAGAAGUGGAGGAGCCGUUGGCAUCAUCAGAGUCGAAGAAGAAGAAGAGGAAGAAUCCGACAACGAUCCCUGAGCAAGAUAAGGGCAAGUGGACAAAGAAGAUAUGGAAGAAAAAGAAGAGGAAGAACCAACAGAACGGGUUGGCAGCCCUAGUCAAAGAAAUUUCGCUCUCAAACAGUCCCAAGCACAGGGCUCAAGCAGGGGAGAUACUACGGAUCGGCAACAACAACAUCCCUAGUAGGGUAUUUACAUUCCGUGAAUUGGUUGAUGCCACCAACUCUUUCAGCACAGAAAACUUGCUGGGUGAAGGCGGCUUUGGAAGGGUGUACAGAGGAUACAUUCCAGACACUAUGGAAGUCAUAGCAGUUAAGCAGCUUGACAAGGAUGGGUUGCAAGGAAACCGUGAGUUCCUUGUUGAGGUGCUGAUGCUUAGCCUACUGCAUCACCCAAACCUAGUCACCUUGCUUGGGUACAGCACCGACUGUGACCAGAGGAUCCUAGUGUAUGAGUUCAUGCCACUCGGUUCAUUGCAAGAACAUCUCCUGGAUGUCACUCCAAAUUCCCAGCCACUAUCUUGGCAUACACGGAUGAAGAUUGCAGUUGGUACAGCUAGAGGCAUUGAGUACUUGCAUGAGGUAGCCAACCCGCCAGUGAUCUACCGUGAUCUCAAGGCAUCAAACAUUCUCUUGGAUGGAAGCUUCAAUGCCAAGUUAUCAGACUUUGGCCUGGCGAAGCUUGGUCCGAGCGGCGACAAAAGUCAUGUCAGCACAAGGGUGAUGGGCACAUACGGCUACUGUGCUCCUGAGUAUGCUAUGACUGGCAAGCUAACAAAGACUUCAGACAUCUAUAGCUUUGGUGUAGUUCUCUUGGAGCUCAUCACUGGGAGGCGAGCAAUUGACACCACGAAGCCGACUCGUGAGCAGAUUCUUGUUCAUUGGGCAGCACCAUUCUUCAAGGAUAAGAGGAAGUUUGCGAAGAUGGCUGAUCCGUUGCUUGACAAGAAAUUCCCUCUGAAAGGUCUAUACCAGGCACUCGCAAUAUCAUCGAUGUGCUUACAAGAAGAAGCAAGCAGUCGACCGCUGAUCAGUGAUGUGGUAACCGCACUUACAUUUCUUGCUGAUCCAAACUAUGAUCCCCCAGAUGACAUCCAAGAUCCUCUCCCCAUAACAAUUCCAAACAUAGACAUAGAACCUAGCCAAAAGAAAACUGGAGAUGAAGAACAAUUACAGCAAAAAGAAGACGAGAGUAGCUGAAACGGCUUCUGAAACUAAGAGAUGAUAAAUCAAGCCAGAAAGGUCUGUACAGGAUCCAGAUGGCUCACAUAGGCAGGAUGUAACAACAGAUCAUGUUGUUCAAUGAAACUGAUGUAUGUGGUUUGGUAGAUGUAAUCAAUCUUUCAACAGAAUUUUCUUGAAACUGAUGUAUGACAUAUAUAGGCAGGAUGUAACAACAGAUUAUUUUCUUGAAUGAAACUAGUGUGCGUGCUUUGGUUAGGCAU
This is a messenger RNA of Setaria italica (foxtail millet), 1776 nucleotides long. RefSeq names its product probable serine/threonine-protein kinase PBL7. NCBI's taxonomy places the organism in Eukaryota, Viridiplantae, Streptophyta, Magnoliopsida, Poales, Poaceae. The record is from RefSeq and is a predicted model, not a curated record. Gene Ontology annotation, biological process: protein phosphorylation. The coding region runs from base 83 to 1531 and encodes 482 amino acids. The transcript is spliced from 5 exons. Gene Ontology annotation, molecular function: protein kinase activity; ATP binding.